Spirometra erinaceieuropaei is the source of this 1357-nucleotide messenger RNA. Lineage: Eukaryota; Metazoa; Platyhelminthes; Cestoda; Diphyllobothriidea; Diphyllobothriidae. The record is from the annotation of a GenBank genome assembly.
AUGGACGGAUUAGAGACCUCUGAAGAGGUUUGUCAGAGGCUUUUUCUAUUAAUUUUUAGACAACAUUUAUCGUUGAUGAAGUGGCUAAUAUUGUAAAGGAGGUUGGUUAGCUUUUUCAGUCAGCUACCUUUAGAAUAUUGAAAAUACUGUCGGCUCUAGCACUUACGUUCACAGUAAGGUUAACCAGUGGACCUCAACGAUUAUUGAGCAAGUUCUCAACCAACUUACCAAGCUUGGAAAACCUUUCAAAUAUAUUGGUAACACUCAAGUCAUCUUACUCAAUUAUAUCUUAGUGACUUGCGUCAUAAUGCAAAAAUGCGGUGCUGGUUUGCACACUGCGAGCUCAUGCUACUGGGAUAAUACCACUGAUGGUACGCUCAAAUGCGUUUUGUUUUUUGGGAUAUCUUUUCAUAUGUUAGCAGUUUCUCAUGACAUUGGGUUAGUAAAUUAUGAGUCCCCGACCGACUUUUCGAAUCGUUAUAGCCAUACUAUAGCAUAGUAUGGGCUACUGCUGUGAGCGUGCUUUUUUCUAACUGAGUGGUCAUCAUUGGUGGUCUUCCAGGUUUUCAAUCCUUUCUAGAAUAUUGCUGGAUAUCCUCAGCCAAUUGUUUGGAUAGAUAAGUCGCCAAGUAUGAAGUUGGGUAGAAAACGGCUCAGCCGUUUGUAGUUUUCGAUGCGGGUCUUGGGGAAAAGCAGUCACGUAGAGAGCCUUACUCAGAUCGAUAGACGCUUGCAGAUUUCCUUUAUAUCGAUUUCUAGAGAGCCUUCGACGGUGUCCCACACCCUCGCUUCUCUAGGUCUGGGAAUCUGGGAUAAGGCGGAACGUGCUAAAUUGGAUAAGGUAUCCCUUAUCCAAAGUGCUUAUAAGCACUUUGUAUGCCUGCUGAAACGAACUACACCCAAAUUUCAGACUUAAGCCUCUUUUCGUCUUGAGUUUGCCGUCUUGCAGACGAGACCAGCACAUUUUGUAUGCCCGCUAGGACAGAGUACACCUAAAUUUCAGACAAAAGUUCCUUUUUGUCUGCAGUUUGCCGCCUUGAUUUGCACAAACGUAGGUUCAUGCCACUGUCCAAAUUACAAGCUUAUACUGUAGGGUUGUAAUUAUUAGCACUUCAGCUGGCUGCUUUUGAGCCCUUAUCUUGACAAUAGACUAGUAGUAAGGUCUCAAAUUUCCGUUGGGAGCCAUCGUGUCCUUGAUUUCCUCACAAAACAUCUUUUCCCCUCUUUUUCCUUUGCUCUAUGGUCAGGUACGUACAUUUUAUCUUUAAUUUCUUCAAAAAAUGCAGGAAGUUGCACAGUGAGAUGGGAAAACAAAUCCAUGUACUUCAUCGUGACCGUUUUCGGUUUGGCCAUCUGA